UCUCAAAUCUCUCAAGUCUCUAUAUUCUCUCUUUUUAUUGGCGUAUUAAUUCCCAACACUCUCAAGUCUCUUUAUUAUUUUCUUCACCCCUAUGGCUUCGUCUUCUCAAAAUGAUGAGUUGGAUGAUGCAUUUGAUGAGCUCUUUGAUCAAAAAUUUGAUCAAUUUUUUGAUAACGCGUUUGAGAAGUUUACUCUUCAAGGAGACAAAGAAGAACGAAGAAAAAAAGAAAAAAGCAAGUUUUUAUCGAAAGAAAUCGUGAAGAAAGGCAUAUUCGUUUGUGGAAUGAUUAUUUCAGUGAUACUCCAACGUAUCCUAAUAAUAUUUUCAGACGCCGUUUUAGAAUGAACAAGCCAUUGUUCAUGCACGUUGUUGCUCGACUCUCCAACGAAGUUGAAUAUUUUCGGGAAAAGAAAGAUGCUAUCGGAAGGAUUAGUCUCUCUCCCCUUCAAAAGUGUACCGCAGCCAUUCGUGUCUUGGCGUAUGGUUCUGCUGCUGAUACGGUCGAUGAAUACCUCCGGCUCGGUGAAACAACAACUCGGUUAUGUGUGGAAAAUUUUGUGGAAGGGAUAAUAUAUCUGUUCGGCAAUGAGUACUUACGAAGACCAACACCGGCUGAUCUUCAACGAUUACUUGAUGUUGGAGAGUAUCGUGGAUUUCCUGGGAUGAUAGGAAGCAUCGAUUGUAUGCACUGGGAGUGGAAGAAUUGUCCCACCGCUUGGAAAGGGCAAUAUUCUCGUGGUUCGGGUAAACCAACAAUCGUUUUAGAGGCUGUUGCUUCGUAUGAUCUUUGGAUAUGGCAUGCGUUUUUUGGACCUCCAGGUACCUUAAAUGAUAUCAAUGUUCUUGAUCGCUCACCUGUUUUUGAUGAUAUAAUACAAGGUAAAGCUCCGAAUGUCACUUUCACCGUCAAUGGAAGAGAGUAUCAUAUGGCUUACUAUCUUACCGAUGGUAUUUAUCCGAAAUGGGCUACUUUUAUCCAAUCUAUUCCUCUACCACAAGGUCCACAAGCAGUUUUAUUUGCUCAACGUCAAGAAGCUGUCCGAAAAGAUGUCGAGCGUGCUUUUGGAGUCCUGCAAGCUCGCUUUGCCAUUGUUAAAAAUCCAGCGUUGUUUUGGGAUAAAGCCAAAAUUGGAAAUAUAAUGAGAGCAUGUAUCAUACUCCAUAAUAUGAUAGUGGAGGAUGAACGCGAUGGAUACGCACAAGUUGAUGUUACGGAGUUCCAGCAAGGAGACGACCACGAAAGUUCACAUGUCGACCUCGCGUAUUCUACAGAUAUCCCUUCAAAUAUCGCAAAUAUGAUGGGUGUUCGAACAAGGAUUCGUGAUCGACAAAUGCAUCAACGACUGAAAGAUGAUUUGGUUCAACAUAUUUGGCGUAGAUUUGGACAUGACGGAGACAACAACUGAUCUUCCAUGCUUCUUUCGAAUAAUUGUCGUUUAUUGUAAUAAUAUUUGUUUUUAUGUUUUUAUUUAAAAGUCUUUGUUUAAAAUGUUAUCUUUUAUUAUGUUUUAUAUUAUAUUAUAUUCUUAAUUUUAAUUAAAAUGUUUAAUA
Brassica rapa (field mustard) is the source of this 1552-nucleotide messenger RNA. Its product is annotated as putative nuclease HARBI1. The record is from RefSeq and is a predicted model, not a curated record. NCBI's taxonomy places the organism in Eukaryota, Viridiplantae, Streptophyta, Magnoliopsida, Brassicales, Brassicaceae.